AUGAAGUUAUUUGUGCUGUUGAGCUGCGGACUGGCUGCUGCGUCGGCUCUCCAGAAGCCUCCGAUCAAGCAAUUUGAGCUCGAUCUCACAUGGAGCAAGCGCGCAGUGGAUGGAGUUGAGCGGGAGCAAAUUCUAGUCAAUGGGCAAUUCCCUGGCCCUGCGCUCAUUCUUGACGAAGGGGACGAUGUUGAGGUGACCGUCAACAACUUCUUAUCCUUCAAUACUACUGUGCAUUAUCAUGGCAUUGUACAACAAGGGACACCCUGGUCUGAUGGUGUGCCUGGAGUCUCGCAAAGGCUAAUCGCCCCUGGCAAGCAAUUUGUCCACAAAUUUACCGCAAUGCAAUAUGGAACAUACUGGUAUCACUCACACUCCAGAGGCCAGAACAUGGAUGGUCUCUACGGUCCAAUCUACAUUAGACCCCGAAACAUCGACGCCAGCCUCGUAAAUGCAAUUUCAAACGACAGUGCAGCCCGCAACCAGAUAAAAAAGGCGAUCCAGGAUCCAAAAUUGCUCAUGUUAUCCGAUUGGUUCCACAACACCUCCGAGGAGCUACGAGAAAUCGCCUUAUCUGCGAACCUUGAUACAAUAUGCGCGGAUUCAAUCUUGAUCAAUGGCAAAGGUAGAGUGCGCUGUGUCGAUCCAGAAUAUCUGACCAGCUUGAUACCUCCUCAAAUCUCGCCUCUACUUCAGGGCAAGAAUUUAACGGACAAGGGAUGUCUCUCAGCCCACAAUACUUAUGCUCAAACGGCCACUCCUCAACACUACAAUGAAAUCCCACCUGCUCUUUUUGACGAAUGCAAAGCCACAAACUCACCAGAUGAAGAGAUCAAAGUCAAUCCUCAAGAUGGCUGGGUCAGUCUCAAUUUAAUUGGAGCCGUGUCCAUCACAUCACUAUCAUUUUCGAUCAACAACCAUCCCCUUUGGGUAUAUGAAGUUGAUGGUCAACACAUUGUCCCCAUCAAAGUCAAUGUACUGACGCUAGAAAGUGGUACACGUUACUCUGUAUUGGUCCAGCUGAACAACCAACCAGGAGAUUACAGAAUCACAGCGGCAAGCGCAGGUUUUAACCAAAAGAUUGCAGGCUACGGCACUCUUUCCUACGUCAAUGGAGACCCCUCUGUCGUGGGAACCUCAUCGUUGAACUACGGCGGAGUGCCAAGCACAGAUGCCGUUGUACUAGAUGGAUUGACCAUCGAACCACUGAUUCCAGAUCAGCCCACCCAAGAACCAGAAUCAACCUACCUUCUUACGAUCGGUCGUUUUGAAAAGGCCUGGAAAUGGUCCCUGAAUGGAGAUAAUGCGUACGAUUUGUCUCUUGAGAAGGAUAGACCUUUACUGUGGGAUCCGCAAUCACAGGAAGACAGCAAUCUCGUGAUAGCCACGAAGAACGGAACUUGGGUGGACAUUAUCUUUGAGGCGGCUGGAAAUGAGACGACGCUUCAGCCGGGACAUCCCAUUCACAAGCACUCGAACAUGCUCUAUGUCAUCGGCUCUGGCCUUGGUAAAUUCAAUUGGACCACCGUUGCAGAAGCAAAAGAAGAGAUUCCAGAAAGCUUCAAUCUGGUAAACCCUCCUAUGAGAGAUACUUUUACAACACUUCCAGCUUUCCAAGGACCUAGCUGGAUGGCAAUUCGCUACCAUGUUGUGAAUCCCGGGGUGAGACACGCCCUUCAAGUGAACCUAUUUGAUUCCUACUAA
This is a messenger RNA of Penicillium brevicompactum, 1701 nucleotides long. RefSeq names its product Multicopper oxidase type 2. The record is from RefSeq and is a predicted model, not a curated record. The coding region runs from base 1 to 1701 and encodes 566 amino acids. Gene Ontology annotation, molecular function: oxidoreductase activity; copper ion binding. The transcript has 11 exons. NCBI's taxonomy places the organism in Eukaryota, Fungi, Ascomycota, Eurotiomycetes, Eurotiales, Aspergillaceae.